GACAAAGACUUGUACCGACCUUGCUUAAAAGAGCAAGGUGUGUAGCUGUGUUCACUUUGUUGGUUAGGAUGCAACAAAUAUGCUGAGAACUUUGCUUUUUAAAAUAAAUAUUCCUUUUCGCAUUUUUGUUUGAUUUCGUAAGUCUCUGAAGAAACCUAUUCAAAGAAUUUUAAAGUCUCUAUGGUUUUCUCAAACAGAAUGUAGGAUUAGGGAGCUUAUUUGUUUCUCUUGGACUAAAAAUAAUAGUUUUCCCAAAAACCUUAACAGGACUUAGUUUUUAUUCUUUUUGAUUCAGUAGGUCCUUGAGUUGAAUUUAAAAGUGAAAUUAGUGUCGCCUGCUUCCUUCCCGUGACUGGUUAGCUGGCCGCUGAGUCCCAUGUCCCAGGCAAACUGAGGGCCUGUAUGCAAGGAGAGUAGAAACGACUGUGACUGCACUAGACUAACGUGCUCCAAACCUCACGUGUGUGACACAUUAUUUAAGCCCCCUGCAAACACAGAUACUAUAAUAUCUAUCUUUUUUUUUUUUUUUUUUUUGUCUUUUUCCUUUUUAUCGAUACCGGGGAUCAAACUCACGACUGCCUGCUUGCAAUGCAGGCACUUAUGCCACUGAGCUAAAUCCCCAGCCCCUAUAAUAUCUAUCUUCAUAAGACCAAAAUUGGAGCUGUUAGGUGGCUUUUUUGAAGUUAUGCAGCUAGUAAGUGUUGGAGCCAGGAAUGGGCCAUGUGCAGAAUGAAAUGAAGAGAAUGGUUGGGUGAGAGUCCAGGACAUUCACGUUCUUCUGUCUGGCAGACGGAGAUGACAGGGCUCCUGGUUAGGAGAGCCCUGUGCUCAAGACGAGCGCCUGGUGCAGACCUGGCCCUGCAGUGGGCAUAAGGUACGCACACAGCAGGUUCAGCCCCGGUGGGUCUGCCUCUGACGCCUGUGUUGCUUCAGUGCAGUCUCACGGGUCCUUCUUUUCAAACCCAGCUGUCAGAACAUCUGCAUAGUUGUAGGUACCCCGGGACAUGACUGGUAGAAGUAGAGUUUCGUUUAUCUAGAUCUUCUGUGUUUUGUAUCAGUGUCUUUUUCUUUUGUUCUCCUGAACAAAUGCUGUCUCCAUAGCAAGGGGGGCUGGUGUGCUGGUGAGUGUAGCAGAUGCAGAAAGGGAAGUGAGGGAUGGUUACAAACCCCGUGCUUGGGGACCUGUCAGGAGGGCUGUUGCCACCGACAGGGUAACUUUGUAAGGUGUGAUAAAAACAUGGAGAAUGCUGUUGCCCAAGGCCUUCCCAUGCCCAGGCACUCCCUAAAACAUGGCAUGUGUCCUCCUCCAGCUUACUCACAGGUCCUGACAGCAUGGUUCUCCUGGCUUUUUCACAAGGUCAAAAUAACCACGCAAGGGAAACAUUUAAAUCUAUCCAGGGCAUACUAGCAGCUUCAGUGGUGCGACUGUCAGACCCUCACGAAAGAGGACUUUUGGAACUGGCAGAAUGGUGGCAGGAGUGACAGGAAAGUGUUUGAACCAGGAAGUAUUUUAAAGGGCAGUAAUGGCAGUGUGUGUUCCAUAUUUUCAAUUUUAUUUACUUAUUUUUUCAGUGUCAGGAAUUAAACCCAAGGGCACACUGCCACUGAGCUAUAUUCCUAGACGUUUUGAUUUUUUUGAGAUAGGAUCUUGGUCCAGGCUGACCUUGAACUUGUGAUCUUUGUGGCUCAGCCUCCUGAGUAGUGGGAAUUACAUGUAUCACCACUACUCCCACUCAAGAUUUUAAAAAAUCUGAACAUUCACCUAUUUGCCAGUCAUACCUUGUACUAGAUCACUAUGUAAAAUCAUAUCAUAUUGUUAAAUAUUAUCUAUUAAAAUAAGAAUUAAAGUAAUUCCAUUUAUAUUUUCAUCAAAACAGUAAAAUACUUAGGAAUAAAUACAACAAAAUAAGUGUAAUAUCUAUACCCUGAAAACUAUAAAAAAUGAAAAAAGAAAUAAGGGAGUUCUAAAUAAAUGAAAAGACAUCCCAUGUUCAUUGAUCAAAAGACUUAACAUUGUUCUAGGCAUGAUGGUGUAUGCCUGUCUGUAACCCCAGCAUUCUAGGAGGCUGAGGCAAGAGGAUCACAAAUUCAAGCCAUCCUAGGCAGUUUAGCGGCUUAGUAAGAAUGGCUUAGUGAGACCCUGUCCCAAAAUAAAGCUGGGAAUGGAGCUUAUUGGAGAGGUCCUGGGAUCAAUCGUCACAACUGGGAGAUUAAUAUUGUUUAUGUUGUAAUACUCCCAAAUUGAUACAUGGAUUCUGUACAAUUCAUACCAAAAUUCUAGCUGCUUAUUUUGUAGAAAUUAAAGAGCUGUUUUAAAAUUCAUAUAGAUAAGCUAGGUAUGAUGGUACAUACCUAUAACCCUAGCUUUGGAGGCUGAGGCAGGAGAAUUGCUAUAAGUUCGAGGCCAACCUGAGCUGCAAGCUGAGUUCAAGGCCAGCCUUGGAUUACAUAAUGAAACUGUCUCAAAAGGACAACAAAAAUCAUAUGGCUAUUCAGAGGCCCCAAAAUAGUUAUAAUACUCUUCAAAAGAGAAAACACACAUUUAUCUAUUUGAAACCUCAUUAUCAAGAUAGUAAUCCAGGUGAUAUGGUUUAGUACUUGGAUAAAGUUAGAGCCAAUAACAUUGAAUUGAGAGUUCAGAAACUCCUACAUUUGCAGUCAGUUAAUUUAUGGCAUCUUAGUUACUUUCUCUUUGCUGGGACAUAAUAAUCAACACCCACAAAUUAAAGGAGGAAGGCUUUAGUUUAGUUCACAGUUUGUAGAAAUUUCAGCCCAUAAUCAGCUGGCUCGAAGGCAGGGUGGCAUGGCAGGGGAGAAGUGACCCUUGGCGGGGCAGGCAGGAAGCAGGGAGCUCUCCUUCCUUCCCUUUUCAUUCCGUCCAGGCUUCUAGCCUAUUGUCUGGUGUUAGCCACACCAUGGGUGUGUCUUCCCUCUUCAGUAAAUUCGUGAUCUAAACCUGGAACUACGUGAAACCAAUCAGUGAACUAAUCCAGCACCACAGCCAUGGUCAGGCGCUGCCCCAAAGUCCACCUAUGAGUCAGGCAGCUUUGAGGGGCGUCUAGAUGUAAGCUGUAACAGUGGGAAGGCCCAAGACAAUCCAGGGGACGAAAGGAGUCCUUCCAGCACUCAGUGCUGGAACACCAGAUACCCAUGUGAAAGCAGUUUCAAAAGGAUGCAGACCUAAACAGAAGAGCUAAACUAAUUUUCUAAUAUCCUAAAUACAUAAAGAAUUUUACUGUCACCUGAUGGGGCCAAAGGAGGUGCCCCGUAGAGGAGGUGGGGUUCUUAUCUCACCCCACUCACAGAGUCAUUGAAAAGAAUAACAAGGUGUGUCAAUGAGAGACACAGAAAGGAUUCUUACGCUCAGUGAAGGCAUCCACCCCGGAAGGGAGCAGAGUGUGGCCUGCAAGUGGCCGAAGCGUGGUGAUCUCAGGGUUUUCACUGGGUCUUCGGGGCAGGAUCGGGGUGUGGAUUCCUGUGUCUUCAGGCUGCCCCUUGCCGGGCUGGGCAGAAGCAAACCGGCUGCCCACUUGAGUUCGUCUGAGUUCAGAGCGAUGCUGUGCUGCUGCUCCCUUGGCCCUUCCUUGAGAUCAGGUCUGGGGAUGGAGGAGCCUGCAAGGCCCGGCGGAGUUGUUUUGCCCUGAGUUUCCUGAAAGGGAAAGAGGCAGUGGAACCCCGAAUAGCUUCAGUGAGCUGAAGCUGCAGUUUUUCUUGAAAGUGCAAUUUUAAAAUUACUCUUUUAAAUUUGGUAUAUUUUCUACCUAUCUUUAUGUCUUCUAUCCUGUUGGAGACUGGUGAAGCUGAAUACACAUUCAGGGCUGUGAUGUAGCCCAGGCAUGACUGAACUGAGAAUGAGGAGACACCACAGGGGGCAAGACAGGCCACCACUGAGGCCACCUGGGGACUUUCUGGAUAGUUCUCCUUAAUUAGCAUCAUCUGUUGCUCUGAGGGGUCCUUGGUCCCCCGCCCAAGAUCCUGUUCAGGUUUUCUCCAUUGUCCACUGAACUCCUUGCCUGUUCUGAUUAAAUACUGCUCAGGGUCAGUGGGCCAGCCCGCUAGCAGAGUUACGAGCUCUGCCGAGGAUUUCACUCCUCCUGCAGCCCUAAAGACCAGGCCCUGUGCCUCAUUCCUUUGAGCCUUCACCGUGCACCCAUUUGGGAGUUUAGGGUCUAGGUACAGACCCCAACAAGUCAACAAUAGAACAAUUCAACUUAAAGUAAAUAGCAAGGUAAAUAUAUUUUUAAACCUGUGUGUAGUUUUGCAAAAUCCACCUGCCCUUCCCUCCCUUUAUUUCCUGUUCGAGUUGCCUGUGUCCAGAGUGCUCAGAAGCCAGCUCUGUGUUAUUGCUGCAUGUGUCCUGGUAGCUGCCUGCAGCUGUCCUACCUCAGUAGAAAGCCCUGGCAUCUCAGGUCGCUUUCAUUUGUUUCACAUCAGGCUGGUAGCACUGUGCCUUGUCUUGCUGUACUUUACCUUACCUCACUUUUCUGCUUGUGGAGAUUAGGAUUACUUUUCCUUUCUGCAGGAAUUAAUAACUAUUAAUAUAAGCUGUUUUGUUUUGUUGUGUUGUUUAGGGGCGCUUUUUUUUGCCUUUUUUGAGACGGGGUCUCGCUAUGCAGUUCAGGCUGGCCCUGUUCAAACUCGCAAUGAUCCUCCCACCUCAGCCUCCUGAGUGCUGGGAUUACAGGAGUGAGCCACCACGCCCGGCUUUUUUUUUUUUUUAGUUUUUUGAGACAAGGUCUUACCACAUAGCUCAGGUUGGCCUCUGAGUGCUGGGAUUAUAGGCAUGCUUCACCAUGCCCAGCUUAAUAUAUUUUUAAAGAUAUUGAUACUAGGAUGUCUUUAGGAGUUAAUCAUUGAAGAGUCUUGGUAGAAUCACACUGCUAUUUAGUUUCAUAAAAUUGAGUUCUUGAAAGAAGAGAGAAGACUAUUGAAACACUGGCUUUGUUUUCUAAGAAAAUGUCUUGUUUUCCCAUCUCCAGUUCCUGGAACAAUGCAUAUUUGUUGAGUAAAUGAACAAGCGAACAUCUUCCCUUAAAUGCUAUUUUUUUAGGUUAUUGUUUUACUUUAUUUUUUUUUUUUUUAUCGGUACCGGGGAUCAAACUCACGACCGCCCGCUUGCAAGGCAGAUGCUUAUGCCACUCAGCUAAAUCCCCAGCCCCUACUUUAUUUUUAUUUGUUUGUUUUUGAGACAGAAUCUCACUGUGUAGUUCAGACUGGCCUUAAACUCACUGUGUAACCCAGGAUGGCAUCAAACUUGUGGCAGUCCCCCUGCUUCAGCCUCCUGAGUGCUGGAACACACCUGUAACACAGCCCUUAAAGGCUGCUUUUCUCUUGGCCUGGCUGCAUAGAAGGGAACUGGGCUUAGUGUCCUGUAGGGUGCUUUUUGGGUGGUCACCAGCAUGGUUUGUGCCUUCCAGCUGGCUCUUCUCAGCCACUGGGGUUGCAAGAUCAAAUGAGGUGAUAUUGCCAAAGUACCUCACCUAAUUUACCUAACAGCUGUUAAUCGUUAUGAAUUAUAACAGUAUUGUUGAUUUUCCUUUUUUUAGUUUUGCAGUACUGGGGUCAAACCUAGGAUUCCUGCAUGCUAGGUGUGAGCUCUGUCCCUGAGCUGUAACCCCAGCCCUAGAUUUUCUUCCAGUGAGUUUCUUCCUUGUUGCAUAUUGCUGUCAGUAGUUCAACUUCGAUGAACUUUGAUUUAUAGAAAACACAAAUGUUUGCUGUGUGUCUUGGCUAUACCAUAGUCAGAAACCAGUCUGGAAUGCAUUUCUUAUUUCAAAUUACAAAUGAAUAAUUGGGCGUCUUCUGGGUGUUUUUUCAUUGAAUACACAAUCACGUCAUGUUUCCUUUUCAAAGAGGUUAGGGAAGUGGCACAUUCCGACACUGUGAGAGUGUUUAGACACAUCAAUAUUUAUAAUGUGUACAUACAUGAGGUGUACACAUUAUAUGAGAUGUACAUUAUAUGAGGUACUAAUUCUGUUUUAGGACCCAUUCUGUAGAAACCAAGCAUUUCAAGAUGCUGAUGGUAGUGAUAUUUGCAGUGGGAAAAUUGGCAGCUAGAAUGUUCAGCAGGGGCAGGUAAGCCCCUGGAAAAUCAUAGAGGAAUCAUAGUUAUACAGCUAGCCAUAUAUUUUUUUUCCUAUACAUAUUAGAACAAAGAUGAUGCGUGUAUUUCUGAGGAGGGGUAUGUGUGUGUGGUUUAAAUUAUCAGCUUGUAUUGGGAAAACACGGAAGGUAAAAUUUACUGUGUUAAACAUUUCUAUGUGUAUAAUUCAGUAGUGUUAAGAACAGCAACACUGUUAUGUAACCAGUUUCCAGAGCCUUUUUCAUCUUGCAAGACUACACAUCUAGCCAGGUGUGGUAGCUGUCAUCCCCUAGAAUAUCCUCAGGAUAGAUUCAAGGCUAGCCCAAACUCCUUAGUGAGACCCUGUCUCAAAAACAAAGCAAAACAAACCCUGGAAACCUAGCGUUGAACUCCCUGAUACCCUCUCUCCAGCUGCUAGUAAUUGCCUUUGCACUUCUUAUCUCUAUAAACUCGGGCUCAUCAGUGAAGUCAUGCAUAUGUUUGUGCCCUUGAGACUGGCUUAUUCUACUGAACGUAGUAUCCUCCGAGUUUGCCCAUAUUGCAGUGUCUGUCAGAAUGUCCGGUGUGUGUGUGUGUGUGGUGUUGGAGAUUGAACCAGGCCCCACACAGGCCAGGCCCAGGCUCGCUCCACCAUAGAGUGUGCUUCCUUUCUGGGCCUGGCUGUGUGUGCCACUUUUUGUUCAGCUAUUCAGCCAUUCGUGGACACUUGAUGGUUUCUGCCUUGUGGCUGAUUGAACACAGUGAGCACAAACCUCCUGCAGACUCUGCUUUCCCAGUUGGACAAGUCUCAACUCCUCGGGGUGGGCUGGGGCAGAGAAUUCAGCUGGUGUUUUGACUACCACUUCGUAUACUUUAUGUUUUCAUUUUUCACAGCAGACAUCAAGUUCUAUUUGUCAUUGUAAAGUAUAAAAUCACUAAUUGUUAUGUCUCUGCUUUGUGCUAUGUUGAGAACUCACCAGCUUUUUUACCAGAGAUACCCACGGAUGCUGUGAGAGAGUGUAGAUGGGAUGUGAACCAGAACUUCUGCAAAAACAUCUUUGAGGGAUGCAUGAGUAUCGUCCAUAAGUAUUUGAGUAAAAAACCAUUUGAAGAAUACCAAGAAAGCCCGUAUUUUUCUCGAUUUUUACAAUGGAAAUGGCUGGAAAGGUUUGUGCCUGUCAAGUACGAGCUACAGGAAAAAUGUAUGCCUGCAAAAAGCUAGAAAAAAAACGAAUUAAGAAGAGGAGAGGCGAAGCUAUGGCUUUGAAUGAAAAAAGACUCCUCGAAAAAGUGCACAGUAGAUUUGUAGUUAGUUUAGCCUACACUUACGAAACCAAGGAAACCUUGUGUUUGGUGCUAACCAUCAUGAAUGGAGGGGACUUGAAAUUUCACAUUUACAACCUGGGCAAUCCCGGCUUUGAUGAGAAGAGAGCUAUCUUCUAUGCUGCAGAGGUGUGUUGUGGCUUGGAGGAUUUACAGAAGGAAAGAAUUGCCUACAGAGACUUAAAGCCAGAGAAUAUUCUCCUGGAUGACCAUGGACACAUCCGGAUUUCAGAUCUUGGUUUAGCCGUGGAGGUCCCAGAAGGCCAGAUGGUGCGAGGAAGGGUUGGAACUGUUGGCUACAUGGCUCCAGAAGUUAUCAAUAAUGAAAAGUACACAUUUAGUCCUGAUUGGUGGGGACUUGGCUGUCUGAUAUAUGAAAUGAUUCAGGGACAUUGUCCAUUCAGAAAGCCCAAAGAGAAGGUCAAGCGGGAAGAGGUCGAGCGAAGAGUGAGGAAGGACACUGAGGAGUACUCGGACAAGUUCUCAGAGGAUGCCGAAUCCAUCUGCCGAAUGUUACUUGCUAAGGAUCCGAGUGAACGGCUGGGCUGCAGGGGCGAUGGUGCCACUGGGGUGAAGAAACACCCUGUGUUCAAGGACAUUAACUUCAGCAGGCUGGAGGCAAAUAUGGUGGAGCCCCCUUUCCGUCCUGAUCCAAAUGCUGUUUAUUGUAAGGAUGUCUUAGACAUUGGACGGUUCUCCGUGGUGAAGGGCGUCAAUCUGGACACCACAGAUGACAACUUCUACGCUCAGUUUGCAACGGGGUGUGUCUCCAUCCCCUGGCAGAAAGAGAUGAUCGAGUCUGGAUGCUUCAAGGAAAUCAACGACAGUGAAAAUAAGUGUCUGGAGGAGACACUGUGUCCCCCGGCAGCCAGGCCCAAGAGGAACCUCUUCUACAGGUUCUUUGGAAGAAUGGGCUGCCUGAGAACCAACCGCUGAGAGGAGACCCUGUAGGAUGGUGACCGUCACCCUGCAGACCAUGGAGGCCGCCCUGAUGCUGAGGCAGAGUCACAACUGGUAUCCCAUGCUCCCGCUGGUUUAAUAAAUGCAAUCUGUGACAGUGGAAAA
Molecule: messenger RNA, 8449 nt
Organism: Cavia porcellus (domestic guinea pig)
Lineage: Eukaryota; Metazoa; Chordata; Mammalia; Rodentia; Caviidae
Gene: Grk4
Product: G protein-coupled receptor kinase 4
Exons: 11
Coding region: 7211-8320 (369 amino acids)
Biological process (GO): signal transduction; protein phosphorylation; regulation of signal transduction
Cellular component (GO): cytoplasm
Molecular function (GO): ATP binding; G protein-coupled receptor kinase activity
Source: RefSeq, a predicted model, not a curated record